Messenger RNA from Halteromyces radiatus, 2279 nucleotides. RefSeq lists its product as uncharacterized. The transcript has 3 exons. Lineage: Eukaryota; Fungi; Mucoromycota; Mucoromycetes; Mucorales; Cunninghamellaceae. The record is from RefSeq and is a predicted model, not a curated record. Gene Ontology annotation, biological process: regulation of DNA-templated transcription. Bases 43 to 2193 code for a protein of 716 amino acids. Gene Ontology annotation, cellular component: nucleus. Gene Ontology annotation, molecular function: DNA-binding transcription factor activity, RNA polymerase II-specific; zinc ion binding.
UUUUUUUGAUUUCCGUCUUUUUCUUCUUUCUCUUUCUCUCUAAUGUAUAAACGAAAAAAGGCACCUUGUGAACAGUGUCGAUAUCAAAAAAGACGGUGUAAUGAAAAGCAACCUUGUGAAAGGUGUGAAAAACUAGGAUUGGCUUGCAUAUACGUCAAAAAUGUAGGUCCGGACGACGAGGAAUUCAUUCAAUUGGUCAAGGAAAACGAACUAAAGGAACAAGUAGCUCAACUAGAAGAUCAACUAGACGACAUGGCUACCACUAUGCAAACUCUAAAACGACAACGAACUUAUAGCGGAGAUACACCAAAUACCGCAGCAUCUACACCAUCUCUUAUCGAAGACACCAACAGUAUCAAUAGUGACGAUAACAGCAAUGCUUCACUUUCCCUCUGCAAUCAUCAAGUCUCAACUCCCUCUCCUUCUAUAUGGAUUUUGGAAGUAACAAAAGGUGAACUUCGUUUCCGAACUCAAGUAAAAACUCAUAGUGAUCUUCUUAUUCAUGCUCAACAAUUAUCUUCAGUAAUUCAACUCAACGACAGCGUUCCUUACAGCAUUCAUGGUAAUCAACAACUGUAUCUACUUCUCGAUUUUUUGAAUCUAAGAUUUACACGGAAAACAAUCAAAAAUCGAUACAAGGGUUCUCUGAAGGCUAUUGAAUACUUGACAUCAUCGAAAAACAACAGUGAUCAGCCUCAUGAAUCGAGUAUCAUAUCAUUGGCAACUUCCUCUCCAGAAGCAACAGUGAUGCCUAUAUUGAACACAGCCAUCUCUCUUGUGAAAGCUUACAUAGAAUGUCAACACUUAUACCAUUGGGCCAUCUUUAUCCCUACUUUUUAUCAACACUUCAUUCAACCUUCAUUAUCAGUAACGACUUUUCUAUCUUUGGAAGAUGAUCAACAAAUUGUAUCUCCAGCUCUUUAUGCAUUUUGUGCGAUGAUCUGUACGAUGGAUUGUGAUCAUAUCAGCAAAGUGAUUCCCAAAUCUCUCUUAUCGGUUUAUGGUCAUUACUACUUUGAACAAGCAAGAGAAUUGGUAGAAGACAGAUUCGAUGAUAUCAGCAUGGAAUUACUGACAACAUAUGUAUUCAUAGCUGUGUAUCAAUGGAACAUUUCCUGUGAAAAUCGAAGUAUACAAUAUUCUGGUAUGGCGUACCGCUUAGCUUAUUUGAUGAUGGAUCAGAUUGAAGAAGAACAAAAGCAAGGCGAUAUCGAACAAGCCAUCUACUUUGGUCGUAUAAUGAUAUAUAUGGAACGAAUGUGUGUGUUUGAAAAGGUGCAAAAUUCGGACAGGAAUCAACAUCUACAACGCAUCCUUGAACGGUUAAGACAAAAGAAGGACAUGGUAUUCAAUUCGCCUUUAUCGACACCUCAUUUGAUGGAGAACGAACAUCGAUUUUUAUACUAUCAUAUUUAUCGACGUGAACUUCAAUUUUUGAUACAACAAACAGGUCGCACGUAUGACAGGGACAGCACUGGGGUGAUGGACAUGGUGGCACAAAUCUCACAACGUUUGGAAUUCAAGCUAAAGGAAUGGUAUGGAUCUUUGGAUGAUGGAUACAAACUCAAGAAAUUACCACUAUUUGAAGGGACAUCCAUUAACGAUGAAGUGUAUUAUCAAUGUCUUGAACAAGAAUGCGAUACCAAUGUAGUGCCUGCAUUGAUGACACUGGCUAUAUAUGAAGAACUCAUUUUUCUUGGGUUUAGCUUCGUACCUAAAUCGGCGGUGACUUGGUCUGAUCAGUGGUUUGUGAAUCUUAUAGAAGAAAUUUGGAAAGGUGGAAACGAGUUUGACGCAGCUGCAGCACAAAAGCUAGAAGUCGAUUUGGACAAAUGGCGUCGACGGAUUCAAAAAAUCAACAAGUUGAAGACAGAAAUAGGAUUUGAAGGUAGUGAUAAAGACUAUGCAGUGUUUAUCAAGAAUACUCUAUGCUCUGGUCCUUAUCGAUAUGGAUCUCCCUUUUUGGCAUUGGUAUUUGAUUCGGCUUUGAAUGUGAUUCGGAUUAGCCGUUACUUACAACUUCAACGACAACGAGGGAUAAACUGCUAUUUUGACAAACGACUGGUGGUUUAUGCAAAGACAAUACUGGGCAGACUUUUAUAUAUGCAGGACAAGUAUCAUCCAAAGGUGACUCAACAUGUUUCUUUGAUUCAUAGAUAUAUUUCUAUUUGUGAUGAUAUGCUUCACGAUUGACAAUGAUGAUGGUUGAUUUGGGCUAUAUUACUGAAAAGGAAAAUUCUCUUUGAAUGAAUCAUCAAGAUCUUGACUUUUUUUUUUCC